Cylas formicarius (sweet potato weevil) is the source of this 2823-nucleotide messenger RNA. RefSeq names its product RYamide receptor-like. Gene Ontology annotation, biological process: neuropeptide signaling pathway. The record is from RefSeq and is a predicted model, not a curated record. The transcript has 7 exons. Gene Ontology annotation, cellular component: membrane. Lineage: Eukaryota; Metazoa; Arthropoda; Insecta; Coleoptera; Brentidae. Bases 296 to 1591 code for a protein of 431 amino acids. Gene Ontology annotation, molecular function: neuropeptide Y receptor activity.
GUCGGCGACAGCGCGGAAAAGGGUCGUUGAAAACCACCUGUUCGAAAAGUUCUUUGGCAUCGUAGUUCUACAAAGUUUCAAGUUUGAAAGGAUUGUUGCAAAUUCGGAUUUAAAGUUUUCCAGAAGUUCCCUAGACUUACGAACGCAUUGCCCGGUUUUAUGGUGCAAUUUUUUUAAGUUCAACAAUUAUGGAUCGCCCACCGUCUCAUCCGCCAAACCUACCGCUCCCAUAAUCAUAUCACCCAACAGUAGCAACUCAAGAUGUCCUAGAGGGUGCAAAAACAGAAUCAGCACGAUGGAAACCAGCACUCCUUUCACCUUCGCGGAAAGCUCUACGGAGUUGAUGUUGGAUGAUCUUGACACUAACGGCACGUGCGAGCUCAUCCAUCCAGACAGCAUCAUGCGCAACGUGAUGUUCCGCUCCAUCAUCUACAGCGGCUACGCGAUCAUAUUCGUGAUAGGAUUAGUGGGCAAUACGUUUGUGUGCUACGUAGUGAUGUCGUCACCGCGUAUGAAAACGGUGACGAACUACUUCAUCAUGAACUUGGCAGUGGGCGACAUGCUGAUCACGCUGCUAUGCGUUCCGUUCACUGUGGUAGCCCUGUUGGAUCAGUACUGGUCUUUCGGCACGUUCAUGUGUCCGUUGGUCAGCUACGUCACUUCGCUCUCCGUGUUUGUCAGCGCCUACACUUUGGUAGCAAUCAGCAUAGACAAAUAUAUGCUGAUAAUGUGGCCACUCAAGCCACGGAUCUCCAAGCGUUCUGCCACCGCCAUCAUUGGGCUAGUAUGGCUUAUCGCUGGCACCACAGUGCUGCCCACUGGUACCUUUUCGCGGCUAGUGCAGCCAACCGGCGAGAACAAUUCCAGGACGAUAUAUCAUAAAUGUGACAAGUACUUAUGCCAGGAGGAUUUUUCGUCGGUGGGCUUGGAAUACCAUUCGCUCUACACCACCGUGUUGAUGGUACUCCAGUACAUCAUACCCUGCGUUGUGCUGUUGUUCACCUACGUCAGCAUCGCAGUGGUGGUCUGGUGUCAUAGGAUACCUGGCGAGGCUGAGAAUAUCCGGGACAAACGUCUGGUUCGCUCAAAACGAAAGAUGAUCAAAAUGAUGGUUAUCGUGGUCUGCGUUUACACGAUAUGCUGGCUUCCUUACAACGUUCUUUUGAUGACUCUGGACAGCAUUGAAGAGACUAUCAUGCCAUUCAUAUAUUUCCCCACGCACGCGCUGGCCAUGUCACAUACAUGUUACAACCCCAUCAUCUACUGCUACAUGAACGCGAGGUUCAGGGAGGGUCUGUUCGUCCUUUUGAGGGCAAUACCUUGCUUGAAGUCGUGUUACAUUAGGACGGCCCGGGAUUCGUCUUCGUCCAGUUUCCCUCACCAACAUGCCCUGGAAAGUAAGACCAGCACCACCGGAUUGCAAAGGAACAACACCUCUUCGACUUACAUCAGUCUGACGCGCAAGAAUCGUAUGUCGACCCACCAGAUACCCGUCAGGUCAGCAUCGCUAAUGGGCGGCUCCAUCCAUACCACCAACAACAACGGCAGGAGGAAAAGGGCCGUCAAAGACUUUGCCGACGAGCAGAUUUAGGCCUUUUAGUUACUUUUACUCCAUCGCUGGUAGGUGGUGCGAGAGUCCGGGAAUAAAAUAGCAUUGGCUUGGCCGCGUAUCUCAAAAUUCCUUGUUCAAAGAACAAUACCUGCAAGUUUAAUGGUAUUGGAAAGCGAGCCACGGCCAGCCUAUACCCCCAUAGCCCUUCAAAGCUUAUAAGGUUACUGUAGUGACAUCUAGUGGCAUAAGAAUAUUCCACAGAACUUGUUUUUCGGAACUGGAAAUGUUUGUGUUUAGCUCACUGUAUGUGUUUGUGGAUCAAGAGACCAUAGACUCUUGUUUAAAUAUUUAAGAGAUCUGAAUAAAAAGCGUAUGAAGGGGGAAACGUAUACGUUUGAGCACUGGAUGUUGUCGAAAUACAUGUGCGUAAUUUACCAAAAUUAUUUCGACUUGCUAUACAGCAUUGUACAUAUUUUUUAAAUAAUGACAAUUUGGUUAUAUUGAAUUUGAGGGAGACUCUAUUUAUACAACCAAAUAGAGACGCAUAUUAUGGCUAAGCCAAUGUCGGACAAAGAUUCGAGUUCGUCAGGUGGAAUCAUAUUGUAAUUCAUGGAUAACAGGUAAGUGAGACCAAAUACAGAGGGAGAAGGAUCCAAAAAAAUGUAUCCACUGUCCAUAACUUGCAAACUAAUUGACGGAGCCGUCUCAUGUUUGGAUAAAAUGUAGUUUAAAGUCUAACUUAAAGAUAUCACCAUUAACGUGAAUUAUUGUAACACAAAAUAGGAAUUAGAUGAACUUGUUACUGUUAACUAUCUGACGCAAUACAACGCUUGUAUGGCGAUUGUCGGAACUACAAAUUAUUACGCUACUAAAAAUGAGGCAACUCCGUCAAUAAGAUUGUAAGUAAGUUAUGUAUACUGGUAAUCUGAAAAAUAACAAUGUAUUGAUUGAGUUAUUGGACAACCAAUUCAAAACCCUUGCUUACUGCAAUUUGAAACCAGAGACGAAGUAUAGAAAAUCUAGCUUCACUUUUCUUAAUUAAAUUUGUAUGAAAGGAUAAAAUCUGAUUCCCUGAAAAUAAAUGGUAGAGGGUAGUGGACAAAAAAAGUGUUUCGCGUAGUGAAUUAUUAUUAUACUAUCUGGUUCCACUUGGGAAAUUGGUUGCGGCGUAUGCACGACAUUAGGUGUGUUUGAUUUUAUUUCUAGUCAUUUUUUUUUUACUUCCAAGUAAUUAUGACCGUCUAAAUGUACAAACGAAGAAACUUUGUUAA